GAAUUUUACGAGCUACAAAAUGGUAUAUAAAACAUAAAGAAACCAGAAGGCUAAGUCACCUAUUGCAGAGAUAUUUAAACGAAAAUUGCUGUGUACUUUUCUAAGUUAAGGAAAGAUUUUCUUGAGAAAAUAAUGAUUUUUAUAAAGGUUGGCGAAAGCAAAUCGGGGUCGCGGAAUCCGAAUCUGAAGUCAGAUUUUAAAAAUUUUGAAAGUAGUUUUUUGAGUUAAGGAAAGCGCUUUUGUGUAUUCAAAAAGUGAGUGCACUAUAGGAUCGGUCAGUAUGUCCGUGCUGCCGACCUGCCGGCCGUUUAUACGGUAACUGCUCAAAGCGUCCUCCGAUUAUGAUGAAAUUUUGCAGACAGAAUCGUCUCAUCGAUAUCUUGGUCCAGUUCGAAGAUGAGAAUGAUUCGUCAAGAAAUUGCUGAGUUAUCGCAAAAAAACGUUUUCUCUCAUAAUAGAACAAAAGCUCAGCUAUUAUAUACCAUUCGAUAGAGAAUUUCACGGGCUACAAAAUGGUAUAUAAAACAUUAAGAAACAAGAAGGCUAAGUCACCUAUUGCAAAGAUACUUAAACAGAAAUUGCUUUUUACUUUUUGAAGUACACAUAGCACUCGGAUUUAAAUCCGAGGUUUCCACAUUUGUUUUCAUUGUUUUCAAUAUUUUGUUUAUAAGAGUGUUGGUAUGAACGUUUUUAUUCAAACUGAUGAUGCUUCUUUUCAAUUGGCAGUGCAAAGUGCAACCGUGAUCAAGACCACAAAUAGUGAAAUAGUUACAUUACAGCUGAAUGCGGCUUCCUCUUCACAUAAGUGAGUAAAAUAUUAAUUUUCAUAAAUAAGAGUUUAAAAAAUUGUCAUUAGAAAAUGUUGUGUUUGUCGUGAAGAUCUUCAUGGUAAUGCAGUGAACAUUCCAUCGAAAGAUCGAGACUUUUUACUCUUUUCGCGUAAUAUUUGGAUUUCAGAGGAUGCACGAUGUUGCUCAGAUCAUUUGAUUGGUUCUCAAUUAACUAAAGAAGCUGUUGAUGCAAUUAUAUCAUUCGCAAUACGACACCAAGAACUAAAGUCUUCUGGUGUUCAACUUCUUUUAAACAAAUCUCAGAACUUAUUUGAAAAUGAACAGAGAAGAUUUUAUUUUAAUGAUCCACGAGGUCUUACAGAUGAUGAAUAUUGUUUAUUAACUAGUCUUUCAAAAGAUGAUUUUAAUUCACUUAUUGAAAUUAUUUCAACAUCUGGUAUUCGUAAUUCACCUGAUCGAUCGAUAAGAACAGCAAUUGGUAUUUACUUAUGCAAACUUCGUCUUGGGUUAUCAAAUCGUCUCUUAGCGUGCAUGUUUCAAUUACCAGAGAACAGAACAAUUUCCAAAACUAUUGAUAGUGUCCGUCAAGCUAUAUUAAAAAAAUUUGUACCAUAUAAUUGGGGAUUCGGACAUGUUACAUGUCAAGAUGUUAUUGAUCAUCAUAAAACAACAAUUGCUCGAGGGUUAACGUGUAAUGGUGGUGGUUCUAAUACAACAAUCGUUGUCAUUGAUAGCACUUACAUUUACAUUCAAGUGAGAAAUAAUUUACUAUACUUUUAA
This is a messenger RNA of Rotaria sp. Silwood2, 1571 nucleotides long. Lineage: Eukaryota; Metazoa; Rotifera; Eurotatoria; Philodinida; Philodinidae. The record is from the annotation of a GenBank genome assembly.